AUGGCUCAUAUUAUCAAUAACUUCAUGUCGAUAUUGACAAUUGCCGUGGUUUUCAGUGUAGCGUUGGCCGCUCCUAAUAAAGAUACAUCAGAACCGAGUGACGAAACUGCUCAAUCGGAAUCGUCCAUUACAAACAACAAUGACUUUGUGUCUGAGUCUGCGUCGAUCGGAGGAUUCAACGCAGCUUCUUCUCUGGCUGACAAUGGUAGUGCUAUGGCUUCCGCCGGCGGCAACGACCUCGGUGCCAGUGGUCCGGGGGGCACCGUAGCCGGAGCCGAAUUCAUCAAUGUCAGUGAAUUAGCAUCUAACGAAAUGCUAAUGAAACCAGCUACUGAAAUGCUAGUGAAACCAGCUACUGAAACGCUAGUGAAACCAGCUAUAGUAGUAUUCUACCUAUUCGAUAAGAUUUUCAACAUUCCCAUCAAUGUAUUGCAGUAUAUCAAUACAUACUUAAACCAAAAACAAAUGCAUCGAGGACAAUCAGGUAUACAUUUACAAUAA
Metopolophium dirhodum (rose-grain aphid) is the source of this 501-nucleotide messenger RNA. RefSeq lists its product as uncharacterized. The transcript has 3 exons. The coding region runs from base 1 to 501 and encodes 166 amino acids. The record is from RefSeq and is a predicted model, not a curated record. Lineage: Eukaryota; Metazoa; Arthropoda; Insecta; Hemiptera; Aphididae.